GACGGUUUGAAGACGAACAAUGCCCCAAUCAUUCAAAUGGGAUGGUACUACUGCAAUGUGACUGGCAUCAACGUGGAUACUGUGGAUGUCGUCCAUACCCGGUAUCCCAACAACCAGCCAAAAUAUCCUCGAGCCCUCAUCGGAGGUGCGGCAAGCUAUGAGGACGAUUCCAGUACCCAAAAUGCUGAUCCUUAUAGCACCUACUCCAACUACCAGGUUUCUAAACGUCCGUGCAGAGGGGAUCAACACGGGCCUCAUCAGUAUCAAUAUGCUUUCCAAUAUUGAUGACUGGCACCUCGACAACGUCUGGAUCGAAGAGCUUACACCUAUUCCGGGCCUUGACGAGAGCACGAUUGUGCCGUUUACCAAUUACAAUAACCAGCCUGUUACCAUGGGUAAGGACUCAGAGGGUGGCAUUGGUCUUACCAUUUCCAACUUCUCUGUCGGUGAUGAGCACAUUACCUUUGAAAACAACAACUGGAACGUGAAUUCUACUGGGAAACUCAACAUUGGCUCAUCUCUCUGGGGCCAUUGGACCCUUUAGUAGUUAUUUUACCUACUACACAAUAAUAUCUUGGCGACUUUACACUAAUCCGCGUUCACUCCCUUAGCAAUAUAAUUUUUUACAAAGGC
Messenger RNA from Xylona heveae TC161, 633 nucleotides. RefSeq names its product glycoside hydrolase family 49 protein. The record is from RefSeq and is a predicted model, not a curated record. Lineage: Eukaryota; Fungi; Ascomycota; Xylonomycetes; Xylonales; Xylonaceae. The transcript has a single exon. The coding region runs from base 182 to 544 and encodes 120 amino acids.